UACACGGUUCAGCAUGGCUUUGGGAGCACCUGAAGUUUACUACUGAGGAGUUUUAUCAGCGUUUAAUGAAGAUAUCCGACUAGUUCGUCUCCACUGGUGUGGCUACACGGUAAAUUUACACCGGGGAAGCAUUUCAUUGUGAGCUAUUACUGACCAUUACUUUUUAAGCGAUGCCUGGUAACGAAGUGACGGAGCUUUGAUGGUCCAGCGUGGCUGUGCACGGUGAACACACUCCGCAUGCUUCGACCAAAAUAAUACAAAUAUAUUUCACCGUAAGUGACCAUAAUGUCGAAGGUGAAGGCAAAGAAAACAGACUCUCCAGCUAAAACACAGCAGCUCACCGCUAAAGAGAAAAACAACAAUAUGAAAAAGAAAAAGAAACACUGGUUUAAAAAGAGGUUUAAAGAGAAAAAGGUUCCAUCAAACGACCAAGGAAACGCACAACCUCCAAAAGAUGUCCAGAACUUCUCUGCCAACUGGAAGACAUUACAAGAGAUAUUAAAAGUCAGUCAGCCGGAGAAGAAACAGCCGGUGACACCAAGAUAUCAGAACGGUGCUCUGCAAAAAAAGGAGGCUAAAGAGAAUUCUUCUAAAAAUAUUUCCAAGAACAAUACCGGCCCCUCGAAGACAGACACUGGGCACAAAUUGAAGCACAAAACUGUGUCUAACAGUGCUGUCCCAAAGGACUCUGAGGUCAACUUGAAGGGCCCAGCUGUCUCACAGUCAGGACAGUCUACUGCUCCAAAAAGGAAAAAGGACAGUGGGAAGUCAAACAGCGAGCAAGCAGCCAAGAAAAAGAAGUCUGUGGCUGAAGAGAUGAAACCUACAGAAGAGGACCUUUGGUUUGAUGAUGUGGACCCUGACGACAUUGAGGCGACAGUGGGAGCAGAAGCAGCAGAGAUCAUGAGGAAGAAGCAGGGCAUUCAGAAGAACAAGGACACAGAGAGCGCCCUGGUCAAGGAGAAAGCCUUUGAGGGUCUCACCAGAGUUGUGGCCAUUGAUUGUGAGAUGGUGGGAGUCGGUCCCGACGGAGAAGACAGCAUCUUGGCGCGCGUGUCCCUCGUGAACCAGUUUGGGAAAUGUAUCUACGACAAAUAUGUAAAACCCACAGAGAAGGUGACAGACUACAGGACAGCCGUCAGCGGCAUCCGACCGGCGGACAUCAAAGAUGGAGAGGAUGUACGGACUGUGCAGAGGGAGGUGGCUGAGAUUCUGCAAGGCAGAAUAGUGGUUGGACAUGCCAUACACAAUGACCUGAAGAUUUUACUCUUGGAUCAUCCAAAAAAGAAAAUCCGCGAUACUCAGAAGUACAAACCCUUCAAGAAGAUUGUUAAGAGUGGUCGACCCUCACUCAAAGUCCUCUGUAGAGAAAUACUCAACGUGAAGGUCCAGCAGGGUGAACAUUCAUCUGUCCAAGACGCACAGGCUGCCAUGAGGCUGUACACCAUGGUGAAAAAACAAUGGGAAGCAGAGGUCAAAGCCAGUCGCAAGAACAAAGACUCAGACAAGAAAAGUGGGAGAAAGCCCAAGUUGCCUAAGAACAGAGGCAAGAAUCCCAUGGGAGUGUGAAUUCAAAACCAGUCUGUGAGACGACGGCUCAUCUCUGGAUCACAGCAGAUCUCACUGAAGAUGAUCAGACGUCUAGCUUUCUUUUUUGAAGACACCACGAGCCGACUUUUGAAAGUAAGUGGAACACUUGUGAUGGUGUGAAAAUAUGAUACCGGGGGGGGGGGGUAAUUUAGGUAAAUUAUCGAACAAUCGAUCACAACAGUCCGUCAAAGUGAUGAAAAACAAACCAGUAAGAAAGUCACUGUAAAUGAACAUUUCCGUAAAAAUGUUUUUUAAACCAGUGUCUUUGUCACCCUGAGCCCCGCUGUACCAAACAUUUGAAAGACUUGAUUGUUUUAGCUGAUUUGCCAAGACUUUCACAAACCGGAGCAUCUCAGGCUGUGACUCAAACAGGGAUUUAAAAAACAUCUGCCACUGCUCGGAGCCUCUAUUUACUCUGAACCUUUCAGCCACUUCCUCCUCAGGUAUUUCCAGACAACAUUACCCAAUAUGUUAUUCCCAGCAUCUGGAAGCAUGUUUUCAGAUCCUGCACCUUCCAACGUCUUCGAAAGAAUUCUUUUGAGAAUUCAAAACGUGUCCACUACCACGCGAUGCACCGCUGACGUGUUGUUCAUUAUGGUUCCAGUGUUCAUAUAAACUGUUUAGAUCUUUGGUCUCUCAUGACUUCUUGGUUUGUAAUCAUUUGAUUCCUGGUUGCCUUAAAUGUUGUUUGUUUGAAAACGUAUGAAUAAAACUUAAGAAUUCUUUUUCUGUAGAUAUAUUACAUCUAUUGUUAAUAGAUCUCCUUACCAGGGGUUCCAUUUUCGUCGAGGGCAGAUGUGAACAUACGGACAUAUUGUUAAUUUUCUUGUCAUGUCUCAGACUUCUUCAGUUUGUCAACAGUCUAUGAGCUUCAUGGGCACAUCCAUGAAAUCUGGCGCUCAAAUUUUUGUGAUCCUUUUUUUUUUUUUUGGAAUUGUCUCUUGACCGCUAACGUGUACUGUAUCGCCAUCUUUCUGUUCACGCCGUAAGCCUUUGAUUUAACAUCACUAGUCAUUCUCAGAUUACUCCAUUUGAAACCUGCACCCUUGGUCAGAAGAUUCCAGGCUCUAAAUUAUAGGCUUAAAUCACGGAGCCCGAUCAGAUUCUGGAGGCCUCAGUCGGAUGAAAACUUUCUUUAUCAUUCUAAGAGGAACAGACCAGGGCGAGGGUCCUUGAAGUAGCCUUCAGUAUUAGAUGAAGGAUGACCUGUCCUUCCUGAUUGUUUUACAAAAGUAUGUUUCUCGGUUGGCUUUGGUCUCAAUAGCAAACCUGCACAGUUUGAAUAUAAUUUAAAUAACUUUAUUCAUAAAGUGUCUUAACAAAAGACUUACGGUAUACAAUCUCCUACUUGUUGUUCUUUUUUGGUUCAUUCAUGGUGAGAAUGCUAGAGAUUUAAACUCCACCUUUGCCAGCAGUAUGUCAGUGUGAUUUGCUGCCCAGUAGCUAGUGCACAGUGUGCCCUAUAUUGGUGAAAUGAAGCCGACGCCCUUGGUCUGCAGCCUCCAGGCGCUAAAUUAGGCUCUAUACCGAGCGCGGUCAGAUACUGUGAAGAUGUCUAGCAGAUGAAAAGCAGAACAGCAGACCACAGUGUAAAUCUGAAUUCAGGAACUGACUAUCUACUGAAAUAUGAGAUUUUAUUUUCUGAAUAACACUGGGUAUUUCGGUACAGUGGUGUUACGGUUGUAGUGCAACAGAUUAGCAGAGAUAAUUUCUCAUGUGUUCAGAGUGAAACUGCUUAAUGUGCCCCACUGUAAAUGUUUUUGUUAGCCUACAAACAUACUAUAGGAGCACAGUGAGAAAAGCUACUGGUUUCCUGAUCAUUUAAAAUAUAUAUUUGUACUAAAUAUCAGCAGAUUAGCUGGAUUCUAAGGAUGACUAUGAUGUUGCUGGGCUUCCUCUGCCUAUAGUGAAGCCACUCAGGAUCUGAACCUGGAGGAAUAAGCCUGGCCAAAUGAGGAUCCUCCGUGCUUAGCAAGACCGAGGGGCUAUAACACUGAUAAAUAAUGAAAGAUAAUCAAAGCUAUUUAAGGAAGGCGGCUUAGCUCAGUCUGAGUUUAAGAGGAGAAGAAGAAACAAGCUGUUGUAAUUUGAUAUAAGAAAUUAAAGUUUAGCACUGCUAUGUUUUUGAAUUUGUAUGAUUUCUUGGAAAAAAAACAGAGUUCUGUGCUGCACUGCUCAGAUGAACUUCUCAGGAAAUAAUGGUAACUUUAAUUAAGACUAGGCACGCACCAGGGUCAUCCUGUCAGCCCAAAUGUAUUCAUCAUUGUCAGGUGCAUAGAGAAGAUUUCAGUUUGCAGAAAUCACACAUUAAAAGUUUGAACAGUUUGAACAAGGCCUGAGCGAUGGAUAUACUGUGAAUCCACAUUCAUGUUUUGUUGACAUUUAAAGUUUCACACCAACAUGGUGACCAUGUCCAGGAAAUCCAGAUACAGUAAACAGAUUGAAAAACAUGAUUUUAUUGGAAAGACAUUUGAUUUCUGAGAAAUUGUAUAUUGGCUGUAUGUGAGUCUGGAAGAAAAUCAUUUACAGUAAGGCCUCGGGGGGAAAAAGAUAAUGAAGGUUUUAGUUACAUUUUCACAAUAAUACAGUAUUUAUGUCUUUUAAUUGUUAAAUUGAUCCGUCAAUUAGAUACUGCUUUAUUGAUUGAUAGUUUCUGAAACAAAAUGAAGCUGUAACACGGAGCUCUGGAGGACUGUGGAGUCUCUAGCUUUGCUGGAAUUUUCCUCUGCUGUGCUGGAAAUAACAUGGUAAUAAGACUGUAUCCUCUCAUUUACCAAAUCUCAUGAUGGGACUGGAGGAAUUACUGCUGUUGCUAACAUGGCACUUGGGUCAUAAUUCAGUAAAAUGUUGCUUACAGUCUUCCCGACUACUGCAUAUGGCUUCUGUCUCGAAAGCGAUUAGAGUCAAUAUUGACAUUUGUUGUGCGGUCUGUGGGUUUUCAGACACACGGCUAUUAAACGGCACCUCUGCAAAGUUUGAUUUGUGUGUCUUGUUUAGUUCACACACCAAAUUCAGUUUUAUAUCCCUCUACAACCACCUUCCACUGAACAUAAAAUAUGUUCUGAGCCCGGACAUCACUCCGAGUUUCAUCUCUGAAGUGACAUUUUUCAUUUCUGAACACGGGGAGCACCAAGUCGAUGGACACUGUUUCUCAAUUAGUGAUGGACAACAUCAAUAAAGAUUAUUGAGCCACCAGUUUCUCAUUGUCAAUGUGUCUUUGCAUCCUCAAGGCCAGCAAUCCUUUCUGUUUACCUUAUAGUGCCAACCCUAUCUGUGCAAACAUGGAGGAUACAGUAUAGUGGAUUCACAUUAAAUACAGUGUGUAUUAUAUGCUGCUGUGUAUUGCUGUUUUACUAUGUAUAUACAAUGCUAAAUGACCAGCCAUGCAGUACUGGAAAUAAUAGUAAACCAACAAAGACUGAGGACAUUGUCACAGAGCUGUUUUUUUUCUAUGUCAGUGUUUGAGAAUCUUCUCUUGACUACACAAUGUCUCCUAAGGUCUGCUGCUCUCUACUUCCUUAUGCAUGAGUUGCACGAUGCUGCCGCCAAGAGACUGGCUGUGGAUGUGCCUGUGUUGACUAAUGCUCACUCUUAGUACGAACAAACUUGAACAUUCAGUAUUUAUGCAGGUUGAUGAAGAAACAGUGUCAGCUACUUUCUGUGGAUGACUUCCUGCUCAUCUGUUCUGGUCUGGCAACGCUGAGCGUGGAUUCUCUUUUAGUUGAAAGCAGAGCCGUUGGCUCUUCUGGGCCUUUAGGAGCAGUGAUUGACAGUUUUCUUGUUACUGGACAUGCUGAGUCUUAACUGAACGUGGAAAUGAUGUGUAUUAAUUUCAUUCUUUGCCAUAAAAAUAUUAUGAUUUAAGUGGGAUAUGUAGUUUUUACUAAAUUAAUUUGUAGCUUAUAAGUUAGUAAGGUUUUAUACUCUGUCGAUUGUUCUACCAUGUUGAAAAAUGUAAACAAC
Messenger RNA from Toxotes jaculatrix (banded archerfish), 5553 nucleotides. RefSeq names its product REX4 homolog, 3'-5' exonuclease (gene rexo4). Gene Ontology annotation, cellular component: nucleus. The coding region runs from base 286 to 1569 and encodes 427 amino acids. The transcript has 8 exons. Gene Ontology annotation, molecular function: 3'-5' exonuclease activity; nucleic acid binding. The record is from RefSeq and is a predicted model, not a curated record. Gene Ontology annotation, biological process: rRNA processing; DNA catabolic process. NCBI's taxonomy places the organism in Eukaryota, Metazoa, Chordata, Actinopteri, Toxotidae.